Phycomyces blakesleeanus NRRL 1555(-) is the source of this 710-nucleotide messenger RNA. RefSeq lists its product as hypothetical. The record is from RefSeq and is a predicted model, not a curated record. NCBI's taxonomy places the organism in Eukaryota, Fungi, Mucoromycota, Mucoromycetes, Mucorales, Phycomycetaceae. The coding region runs from base 17 to 403 and encodes 128 amino acids. The transcript has 3 exons.
CAUUGACCGACUGACAAUGACCUCAAAGGCAACCCAAGAAUAUCGUGCCUCAUUCAUAACCUUGAUCUCACAACUUACUGUGAUUGAAAAAAAGGGACAGGAGUUCUUUGACAGAAUCGAGAAUUCAGUAUGGACUCCUUAUGUGCCAACAUCAGCCCAAACUGAUUUCGAACAGCUUAUGAUCUCCCUUCAGAACCUUGAGACCCACGCACGCACUUCUGGUCUGUUGAGCAUUGCAGGAUCUUCUACUGAUGCAGCUGAUGGACAGUCAUCUCCUCAGCCAAAAAAUCUUGCCGUGAGAGAUGCUGACACGCUACAGGCAGUAGACACAUUCUUUCAAGAGAAGAAUCGAUUGUUGAUGAAUAUCCGUGCUGCUGUUAAUGCAGCACACAGACCUUCUUAACCAAACCAAACCAAACCAAACAACAACAAAAAAGUAAUCAGAAAGAUAAAAAAAAUGACUGAAUGAAUGAACUAAUGAAAGAGAGAAAUACAUUUAUUGAGCAAAUCAAUAACAAACAAAUGAAAGCAACAAUAUAUUUGAUAAAAAGAUAUAAGCAUUUUUAUAUAUAUAUAUAUAUAUAUAUAUAUAUAUACUUACUUUUUGUAAUUGUUCUUUCAAAGAGAAGAGUAUUAAAAGUUAAAAACAGACUUCUUUGUACAUAGAUAAUAAAUAAAUAAAUCAGGUCCAUGCACUACUUUCACCUAUU